UCGAUAUACAAAUAGUUCUAUGCCGCUUAUCGAUUGUCAGACGUGAAAGGCAUUUGCCAUUAAAAGUUGAAGUAUUUUGUUAAGUUGUGCAGCGCAAACAAAAUACAAUGACUAGCUGCGUGCAGCAGCAAAAGGAUCAGGAACAAUUGCUGGAACAGCUAAAUGCCAGCGAUGACGAACAGGAUGACGGAGGUGACAUGGACGAGGACCAGGACAAGGACAAACAAAUUCUGCUAACAGAAGAAACUUUUAGCUUUUCGAACAGCAAUGCAUGCUGGGUGUGCAAUGGUUAUUACGGACCCAAUUUCGGUGAACCACUUUGCGGCGCUUGUCAUGCAUUUUUGUAUAACGCACAAAGGGCUGAAGACCUGCUCACAGAAUUGUCUGACGACGAGGAUUCGGGCAACGAUGAGCCGCCGUUCAAGGACAAGCAGGAGGAUGACGAGACCGAAAAUGACGCAGACAUAAUGGGCUUUGAGGAUCUUGAGGAGCCAGCUGCUCAACAGCAACAGCAGCCACAGCAACCGCAACAGCAGGUGAACAAUGAAGCAGAGCAGGAGCAGCACGAGCAAGAGCAACCUGCACAACAACAGCAGCAGCUGUUGCAGCAGCCAGAGCAACAACUGGAAGCCCCAGCAGAUCGCCGUGGCACACCGGAACGUGACUUCGAACAUGAACGUGCAGUGAAUCCAUUUCUAUUGCCCAUCAAAAGGCCACGCCCAGCUGCCCCGCUCGCCUUGCCCCAUUAUAUGCAAGAGCUGGCGGAUGGCCGUGAACGUGCCCAUGAAUAUAAUGGCAACGAGAACAAUAACAACAACAAAAGUAAUAACAUCACACAGCUAAUACCCGUUGAGGUGAUGCUGAAGAUCUUUGCGUAUCUGGAUGACAUGUCACUGUGGAUGGCCAGCGAGGUGUGCAAGCAAUGGCAUGAGAUCAUUGCUAAGAACACGGCACAAAGUAUGUGGAAAACGUACAUUAAACAGCGCUGGCCGCUGUUUGAAUCUCUAGCGGAGCAACCCGAUUGUUAUAAACUCUAUGGCGCCCUGAUGUCGUCGUGCUUUUGUCGUACGUGUCUCAUUGAGCUGGGCAGCCAAUCACCGCCCAUGGAUGGCGAGCAUGGCAACGUGAUACGCAACAACUUUUUGCGCGGUGAAGCGAAUCUGCUGAACAGUUACGAAUCCGAGGGCAUUUCGGCCAUUCCACUGGAUCGCCUCAAUAACUAUUGGCAGGCUACGAUUCUGGGACCUCCUGGAAGUCCCUAUGAAGGUGGCAAAUUCUUUUUAUUUAUCUACUUUCCGGAGCGUUAUCCAAUGGCACCGCCGACGGUGCGUUUCCUAACCAAAAUACUGCAUCCCAAUGUGUCGCGUCAUGGCGAUGUGGGCAUCGAUAUCUUUCAGCAGCAAAACUGGUCAUUGGCCUUGAAUGUGGCCAAAGUGCUGUUGUCAGUGCAGAGUCUGUUAACUGAUCCAUACACUGAGGUCUGCAUGGAACCCGAGUUGGGUUACAUAUACGAGCAUGAGCGUUGUCGCUUUGAGCAGCUUGUGCGCUCAUGGACUUGGAAGUAUGCGAUGCUGGAGCUGAUGACGCCACGCUAAGCAAAUCAGAGAGGCGAUGAAAGAGCCUGUAGUUUGGACUGAAUAAUGUUGGAAACAGAAUAGAA
Drosophila albomicans is the source of this 1660-nucleotide messenger RNA. RefSeq lists its product as uncharacterized. The transcript has 2 exons. NCBI's taxonomy places the organism in Eukaryota, Metazoa, Arthropoda, Insecta, Diptera, Drosophilidae. The record is from RefSeq and is a predicted model, not a curated record. The coding region runs from base 108 to 1595 and encodes 495 amino acids. Gene Ontology annotation, molecular function: protein binding.